This is a messenger RNA of Spinacia oleracea (spinach), 1061 nucleotides long. RefSeq lists its product as uncharacterized. The transcript has 5 exons. Lineage: Eukaryota; Viridiplantae; Streptophyta; Magnoliopsida; Caryophyllales; Amaranthaceae. Bases 129 to 785 code for a protein of 218 amino acids. The record is from RefSeq and is a predicted model, not a curated record. Gene Ontology annotation, molecular function: tubulin binding; ubiquitin protein ligase binding; S100 protein binding.
UCUCCCUUUCUAGAACCAACCCUUCCAAACUAGAACCAUUUCUACCACUUUCUAACAAUUUCUUCACUAUUUUACUUCAAUCCAUCUGUUUUUUCAUUUCUAUUGAAAUUACAGAGAAAAUUGUAAAAAUGGCGGAUGAAUUAUCGUUGGACUUAGAGGAGCUUCGCAACCUCCAAAACAUUGCUAAGAGACCUCGCGUUGUUUCUCUCAUUUCCUCCGAAAUUCGCAAUUUAGAAAAGUUAUCAAAAGACAAAGAAACUCCAGCUGCUGCCCAACACCCUACUCCAAUUCCUUUAACGACGAAGGUGUCUUCCUCUCCAGCACUGACCUAUUCUACGCUCUCAUCUUUCAGUUGGGAUCAGAACAACGAUAAAGUAAAGAUAUACCUGUCUCUAGAGGGAGUGCAAGAAGAAAAGAUGGAGAAAAACAUAAAGCCAACGUCUAUUGAGUUCAAGUUUCAUGAUAUUCAGGGGAAGAACUAUCAUUUUGCUAUCCCCAAAUUAAACAAGGAGAUAGUGCCAGAGGAAUGCAAGGUCAUAAUUAAGCCUACAAGGGUUACCAUCACCAUGGUCAAAGCUUCUAAAGGGAACUGGCUGGAUUUGCAUUACAAAGAGGACAAGUUGAAGCCAAAGCUGGAUAAGGAAAAAGAUCCUAUGGCUGGAAUAAUGGAUCUGAUGAAGAAUAUGUAUGAAGAAGGGGAUGAAGAAAUGAAGAAAACCAUUGCUAAAGCUUGGACUGAUGCAAGAUCUGGGAAAACUGCUGAUCCACUAAAGGGAUAUCGUUGACGACGUGCAUAUGCCAAUUUAGGGAUUCUGGUCCACUUUUGUAACAGAAUACAUUAGCUACCCUUUGACGUGCAUAGGCCAGUUUAGGGAUUCUAGUCCACUUUUGUAACAGAAUACAUUAGCUGCCCCUUGACCCUGAUGCUACGGCAUGAAUUUGGUAUUGCGAUAGAAAGGUGGGGAAGGGUUGAAUCUCUUCUAUGUCUUUUGUAUCCAAGACAGUUGCAUGCUUUACCCUUUGAAGUUCCAUACAGUAUGCCCGUUCAAAGGUUUUGUCUC